AUGGCUACUGCUUCACCUCAAGUGUGGUUAGAAGAGGAGAUGAUUUGUUCCAUCUGUCUACAGAUUUACACUGAUCCAGUGAUACUGAACUGUAAACACAGCUUCUGUCAAGUCUGUAUCAAGAAAACCUGGGAUGAGGCAGUUUUUGAUGCUUAUCCCUGCCCUGAAUGUAGGGCAGAGUACAGGAAGAGACCAAUUCUACAGAAGAACUUCAAGCUUGCGAGUAUAAUCCAGAAAUGCAAGGCUCAAGAUCCUUCAAUCUGUUUGCUUUCAUGCACCAGCAAACCACACCCAGCUGUGAAAACCUGCCUGAAAUGUGAAUCUUCGAUGUGCCCCGUACAUCUCGGAAAUUCUACCAAUAGCACUGCAGACAUGUCCCUGUGGAAAUGCACAGAGCACCAGGAGCCACUGAAGAUUUACUGUAAGGAUGAUAAAGUGUGUGUCUGCACACUCUGCACUCUGAUUGGGAAACACAAGGGUCACAACUGUGGGAGCAUCAACGAGGGGGAGAAGGAACUGAGGACUUCCUUCAACAAUCGAACAGAAAAGAUCAGGAAUAACAUAGAAGUUGUACAGGUUACUCUUAGAGAUCUUCAGAAAGAAAAGCUGAAAACACAGGAUGAAAUAAAACAAAAGAAAAUUAAAAUAAAGGAGAAGAGUGAUGCACUAAAGAAGAGAAUUGAAAGUGAAGAAAGAGAAAUUUUUGACUAUCUGGACAGAGAAGAGAAGCAUGUAAUUGCAGAGAUUGAUGCCCAGAUCCAAGAUCUCAAUGGCAAAAUGAGCGAUUUCAAGAAAUACUUGACCAAUCUGAAUAACGUCUCCAAGAAAAAGGAAAUCUUCUUCAUACAGAUGUUUAAUUCUGAAGCUGGCAGAUUGAGAAGCUUAUCAAAACCGUUCGUAUCGCUUCCAUCUCCGUGCUUGGAUGCAACUAAACUGCAGCAGUUGGCGCAUUGGUCGCAGGAACAGGUGGAGAGGAACAGAGAUAUCUUGGUCUUACUGUAUGGACAGACACCGAUUCUGGAUCCAAACACAGCCCAUCCUCAAUUGGUUGUGUCUCUCAGUAAGAGGAAUGUGACGCUAACUAGGCAGAAACGAAAGUAUCCCGAUAAUCCAGGACGAUUCGACUGUUUCCCACAGGUCAUGUGUGCUGAAGGAAUGAACUGCGGCCUCGCUUAUUGGGAGGUUGAAGUUCCAGGAGGGUGUUGGAGGGUGGGAGUCUGUUACAAGAGCCUGAGCCGGAAGGGCCCAGGUGCUAAAUGUUCCCUGGGAAUGAAUGAUAAAUCAUGGAGCUUGUGCUCAGUGUUAGGCUCAUAUACUGCACUGCACAAUGGGAACAAAAUGAAAAUAACUGCUGAAAACCCAUCCAGAGUGGGAGUCUACGUGGAUUUUGAGGCUGGAAUAAUUUCAUUUUACAGUGUGUCUGACAGGAAACUAACCCUGUUAUAUUCCUUCCAACAGCAAACAUUCAUUGAAGCCCUCUACCCAGCUCUGACAGUUAAUGAAUGUGAUGAUUGCAUCACCAUAUGUGACUUGAGUUUCACAUUUUCAUAAGUCUUGAAUUAUUAAUUUUUGAUCUGUUUGAAGAAAGUACUCAGGAGUUUGAUCUCUUAGUUCUAAUGAUGUGACCAAGUAAAAUGUUAAUGGUCUCAUUUUCUAUUGGCUGCAGAUUUUAGACAUUUAAAGGCAAAAUUAUGAAGAAAUGCUUCUAGACAAAGAUCACUGGUGGUUUCUGCAAAAUUGAUCAGUUUAUUUUUCAUAAUUUUGAUAUUUAAACUACAUUCUAUUUUUACGUCUUUUGUACGUUAAAAAUCUUAUGUUUGUGUAUACUUCUUGUCUAUACAAUCUUACUUCCUGAUGUUACAUUUCUCUCAACCUUUAUCCAUAAUAAAUUGCUUCAUCCACAUUUAUAACUAAAAAUCCCUAUUGUAAAACUGUACACUGACUUAUCUGAGGUGGUAUUCAAUCCCCUAUUUCUCUUUCUUAGGGGAUCUAGUAUCACAGAAUUGUUACAGCACUGAAGGAGGCCAUUCAGCCCCUCAUGUCUGCACUGGCUCUCCAAAUGAGCAUUUCACCUAGUGUCACUCUCCUGCAUUCUCCCCGUAACCUUGCACAUUUUUUCUUUUUAGAUAACAGUCUAAUCCCCUUUGAAAGCCUCAACUGAACCUGCCUUCACCAUACUCUCAGGCAUUGUAUUCCAGAUCCCAACCACUCGCUGUGUGGAAAAGAUUUCCCUCAUAUUACUUUUGCAUCUUUUGUCAAUUACUUUAAAGCUAUGCCCUAUCUUCUCAAUCCUUUCAUGAGUGGGAAUAGUUUCUCCCUAUCUACAUUGCCCAGGCCCUCGCAAUUUUGAAUUACUCUUAUCAAAUCUCCUCUCACCCUCCCCUUCUCCUAGGAAAACAAUCCCAACUUCUCCAAUCUAUCUUCAUAACUGAUGGUAGAUAAUAAGAUAACUAAUUUUCAUCCCUGGAACCAUUCUUGUAAAUCUUUUCUCCACUCUCUCCAAUGCCUUCACAUCCUUCCUAAAGUGCGGCGCCCAGAACAUCAUUCAUCAAAGCUAAGCUGUUUGUGAUUUGAAAAACCCACCAGAAGACCUCAUUGCUGUAAGACAAGAGUUCUUAAAGGAGAAUUCUGAAUAAACACCACUGUCUCCAAUUAGAAACCCCGUGAACUAGCAGCUACUGUGGACCAGGACAUUUCAGUUGUGAACAAACAUCUAGACACUCCAUGAAUAAUUUUUUUUCUGACUACUUGUUACCUGGCCAAGUUUUUAAUAUCUGAUACUCUGCAGAGUUUUAUUUUCUUUUUUGU
Carcharodon carcharias (great white shark) is the source of this 2808-nucleotide messenger RNA. RefSeq names its product tripartite motif-containing protein 60-like. The coding region runs from base 1 to 1551 and encodes 516 amino acids. The transcript has 6 exons. Gene Ontology annotation, molecular function: protein binding; zinc ion binding. The record is from RefSeq and is a predicted model, not a curated record. NCBI's taxonomy places the organism in Eukaryota, Metazoa, Chordata, Chondrichthyes, Lamniformes, Lamnidae.